AUGAGAUCUUUCCACAGACCAGGGUCGUCUCAGAAGGUGUCGGAUACACCCCCAUUGCCUAUCAGUGCUGAAGCCAGACUCACUAGAAGUACCACUCGUGGGCGUGCUCGCAGCACGGCUUCGCGGGAAGACCCGUCUAGUACCAUUGCCUCUCAAGCCCGUGCAAUACCUAUUUUUACACCAGUCGACGAACCAGGUACCGCUAAGGUCGAAAGGAAACGGACCGUCAAGAGCGCUGAUGGCAUCAAGUCCGCGCGAACCUCUACUGAACACUCGCGACCUCCGCCGCCUCUUCCAGCUCCUGCAGAAGUUAUUGCUCGUCAAAAUCAUGCCAAAAUCACUUUGACCCAACAGCGGGUUUUCAUUGGUGAUAGACAGCGGUUUGUCGUCGUUGAAAUCAGUUCGUCGACAUCUGCCGGUGAGGUUGUUCGCAUGGUUGAAGCUCAAGGGGCAUUUAAGGAGUGGAGGGGAAGUGGAGGUUGGAUGUUGUUCGAAAUAGCUCAAGACUUUGGGAUGGAGCGACCUAUCAGGAGUUUCGAAUUGUUGUCUGACGUCGAGGCUUCAUGGAAUAAAGACAAACUUGUCAAUGUCUUCUUGUUGAAACUUACUCCGUUGGCCUCAAUCCUGAGUCGUUCCGCACUUCCAUCCAGUUCUCCAACUCACUCAGGUUACGUCGAAUGGGAGAGCAAGCGAGGCAAGUGGAAUAAGCGGUAUUUGAUGUUGAAAGAACAUUCUCUGUGGCUUUCGAAGCGCGAUAACGGAAGAGACGAAAUCAUGCUAUGUUCACUGUCCAAUUUUGACGCAUAUCAGAUCACUCGUCUUGUGAGAGCCCCGAAGGACUUUACAUUCGCCGUGAAAUCUACCGAUAACCUAUCAUUCUUCGAAAAUACUGCAGAUUAUCUCCAUAUAUUCUCUUGUAAAACGGAUGCUGGGGAGAAAUGGAUGGAAAAAAUAUUACUUGCUCGUUCUUAUAUUCUCCACCAAGAGCGGAACAUCUUAUUCAAAGCACCUGCUAAAGCUCAUCAGAAGUCACCUCCCCCUCAGACUGUGUCAACGGGUCUGUCUCGUUCGCUCACAAAGAGAGCUGGAGCUACUCAGCCCUUAGUCAAUGUCAAUCCGGGCAACCUCUUUGAACCAGGGUCUCUUCUACAUGGGUGA
This is a messenger RNA of Lentinula edodes (shiitake mushroom), 1158 nucleotides long. RefSeq lists its product as uncharacterized. The coding region runs from base 1 to 1158 and encodes 385 amino acids. The transcript has 5 exons. The record is from RefSeq and is a predicted model, not a curated record. Lineage: Eukaryota; Fungi; Basidiomycota; Agaricomycetes; Agaricales; Omphalotaceae.